Molecule: messenger RNA, 711 nt
Organism: Pseudonaja textilis
Lineage: Eukaryota; Metazoa; Chordata; Lepidosauria; Squamata; Elapidae
Source: RefSeq, a predicted model, not a curated record
UAACCCAGAUUUGGAGUUUAGGGUGUCGUGUGAAGCCGUUGGUUUCACUGCCAGGGGUGACUCUCACGGCCAGAGUUGGGGCUGGGAGCCCAUGGCGUUCAGACGCAGCCGGCUGAGCUGUCCUGGGGUACCUUUUGCAGGUGUCCCUCCGCUGAACCCCAUGUCCAUUUGGACCAUCCAGACCUCUCCCGUUUCGCUGGACCCCCUGGCGGCCCCCCAGACAAGCCCGCCUGCUCAGACCCACGGCGAGGAAGCGGCUCCGGCGGUGCCCGCCAGUUCCCCUUGGCUGCCUCAGCCCCAAAGUGCAACAAGGGCCUCUUUGGGCACCUUCCCGAGCCCUCCACCGGCCCCCGGCCAGUUCCUUCCCCCGCAUCUGUUUCCUGCCCCCCUUGGAGCUCUGGACGCCAGCCUGGGCAUCCUGGGGGAAUCGGCUCCACAGGACGGAGGAGCCCAGGGCCAGGACCCAGGCUCCCCCCCACUCUCACUCUGUGCCCGCCGUGACCCUUCUGCCUCCUCACGCCUUGCCAGGGGCCCAGAGUCAAAGUGCAUCCUUGGGGCCGAUGGCGUCGGCGGCAGCAGCAGUGGGCCUGAGCCUGGAGUCUCCUUCCCAGCAGCAGCCCCACCCACCCUGCCCGAAGUCAGCCCCGGGCCCUGGCACCCUGGGGGACCCCCACUUUGGGACCAGAGAGGCUGCCUCCCAUGGGCUGCUAG